Messenger RNA from Aspergillus fumigatus Af293, 1200 nucleotides. RefSeq lists its product as uncharacterized. The record is from RefSeq and is a predicted model, not a curated record. Bases 1 to 1200 code for a protein of 399 amino acids. The transcript has 2 exons. Lineage: Eukaryota; Fungi; Ascomycota; Eurotiomycetes; Eurotiales; Aspergillaceae.
AUGAUCGGCUUCUUGAGCCAAAAGCCGAAAUCUAUGUCGCUUUUGGUGGCGGCUUUCCUGCUCGGUCACCUUACACCUGCGGUGGUCGGGUUAAGGACAACACCCGGCUCGCCGUGCGCUAAUGUCUGCAAUCAAGUGUCCGCGAACACUACAGGUUCUGAGAUCGUUUGUUUGGACGAGCAGUUCAGCCAGACCACGAAGGGGUCCGACUUUCAAAACUGCGUGGAGUGCCAACUGGAGAGCACUUACAGCGAUUCGUCGUCCGGCCAGGCGGAUGUCGAUUGGGGCCUCUACAAUCUCCGGUAUGCCUUCAGCAGCUGCGUGUACGGCUUCCCUGAACAGGUUGCCAAUAUCUCUUCUCCCUGCGUGGUGUCUUGCCAAUCAUUAUCAUCGGCGUUAGAGUAUGACUUGGAUGAUCCGAGUGGAGUCAACUUCGAUACCUGGUGUGGUACUUCGUCUUUCGCGGACAAUGUCAUCAGCCAGUGCGAGUUUUGUUACAACUUGACCAGCAAUAUGACCGAUUCCCAGGUCUACCUUGCAAAUUGUGUGUUGCCUUCCCUUUCUUUGCCGUAUUGCGGUCUGAAUUCUCCAGUUACUGACAGCUUUGCGAACGACGCAGUCCUUGAAGCUCUUCGCUACAACUGUCACUUCCGAACUCCUACCGGCAAAGCUUUUCCUAUUAGCCCGAGUAGAGUCUUCAGCGAGUCAUUGCUGCCGCAGUCCACGGUGGACCUGUUUUCUCCUUCCGCGAAGCCCAACUCAGGCUCCAGCCGCUUGGCUCUGAUCAUUGCGCUCCCGAUUCUGGGAUUUGUGAUCCUGAUCUGUAUCCUGGCAGUGGGAUGCUUCUUCUUUAUCCGCUGGCGCCGCAAGCAGGCUCGCAAGAACCGUCGUUCGGGCCAUCUCCAUGCGCGGUGGAACGAUACCACCAUCAGUACACCAGCUCCUGGGGCGUGGGCCGAUCCUGCCAACGGUGGGAUGUAUAGCCAAUCGGUGCACCAUCCAGGGUCUGGACAUGGCUUCAAUUUUGUCGACACAGACGGCCGUACGCAGGAGGUGGGAUUCACCAAAUCCAAUCAUGUCGAAAUCAGUGAAUCUCCUGUCACAGCCCCAUCUACCAGACAUUCCCCAGAGCAGGAGAAGGGUUAUUGCGCUCAGACAUACUUACCUGAGCGCAGUAUCUCACCUCCGCAGAAACAGUAA